Phyllopteryx taeniolatus (common seadragon) is the source of this 2380-nucleotide messenger RNA. RefSeq names its product calpain 9 (gene capn9). NCBI's taxonomy places the organism in Eukaryota, Metazoa, Chordata, Actinopteri, Syngnathiformes, Syngnathidae. Bases 85 to 2148 code for a protein of 687 amino acids. Gene Ontology annotation, cellular component: cytoplasm. The record is from RefSeq and is a predicted model, not a curated record. Gene Ontology annotation, biological process: proteolysis. The transcript is spliced from 20 exons. Gene Ontology annotation, molecular function: calcium ion binding; calcium-dependent cysteine-type endopeptidase activity.
GACCAUCGCAUCGCGUAGACGACACACGGCCGCGCUGCGUCGCCGCUCCUCACUUCUCCUCUGAGUCCUCUUCCUGCCAGCACCAUGCCCCUCCAGUCCACCCUCUCGGGGGGCCGCGCCGGCCGCGCCGCCAUCGACACGCAGAUGGACGGCCGCUCCUUCGAGCAGCUGCGUCAAGAAUGCCUGCAGAGACGCGUCCUGUUCGAGGACCCCGACUUCCCCGCAGAAGACUCGUCGCUCUUCUUCAGCCAGGCAGUUCCCGUCAAGAUGGAGUGGAAAAGGCCCCCGGAGCUGUGCGCCAACCCCAAGUUUAUUGUGGGCGACGCCAACCGGACAGACAUCUGCCAGGGACAGCUUGGGGACUGCUGGCUCCUGGCGGCCAUCGCGUCCUUGACUCUGAAGAAGGACGCUCUAGCCCGGGUGGUCCCCCACGACCAGGACUUUGAGCACCGCUACGCCGGUAUCUUCCACUUCCAGUUUUGGAAGCACAACAAAUGGCUGGACGUGGUGGUGGACGACCGUCUGCCGUCGGUGCGCGGUCAGCUCAUCCUGCUUCACUCGGCCUCCAACAACGAGUUCUGGAGCGCCCUUCUGGAGAAAGCCUACGCCAAGCUGCACGGCAGCUACGAGUCUCUGAAGGGCGGCAGCACCAUGGAAGCCAUGGAGGACUUCACGGGCGGCGUGGGCGAGGUGUACGACACCGACAAAUCCAACGAGCGCCUCUUUCUCAUCAUGAAGAAGGCCCUGGACCGAGGAUCCAUGAUGGGAUGCUCCAUCGAUAUCAGCAGCUCAGCAGAAUCAGAAGCCAAGACCAGCAGCGGCCUGGUCAAAGGUCACGCCUACUCCAUCACUGGCCUACGGGAGGUCAACUACCGAGGUCAAAAGGUCAAACUGGUCCGCGUGAGGAACCCUUGGGGUCAGGUGGAAUGGAAUGGACCGUGGAGUGACCGUUCCAAAGAGUGGGACUAUGUGGACCGAGCAGAGAAAAGUCAAAUUCUGCAGCACUCUGCAGAAGACGGAGAAUUUUGGAUGACCUUUGAGGACUUCAAGGCCAACUAUGACAAGGUGGAGAUCUGCAACAUGACGCCCGACGCGCUCACCGACAACACCAAGCGCCACUGGGAGACGCAACUGUUCGAGGGCCAGUGGAUUCGCGGCUCCACCGCCGGCGGAUGCAGAAAUUUUAUAGACACCUUCUGGACCAACCCGCAGUUCAAGCUGGAGCUGGCGGACGCUGACGACGAGGACAACAUGUGUAGCGUGGUCAUCGGUCUCAUGCAGAAAAACCGACGGCAGUUGAGGAAGGAGGGCAUGGACCUGCAGACUAUCGGAUUCUCCGUCUACGAGGCUCCCAACAACGCCGAGCAGCAGGGCAAAGAUUUCUUCCGCACACACGCGUCCAAAGUACGCAGCAAAACCUUCAUCAACCUGCGUGAGGUGUCCGAGCGCUUCACGCUGCCGCCCGGGCGAUACCUGCUGGUGCCCAGCACCUUCCAGCCGCACCGCGAGGCCGACUUCCUGGUGCGCAUCUUCUCCGAGAAGAAGGUGGCCGCUCUUGAGAUGGGCAGCGACGUGGAUGCGGACCUGCCCGAGCCUCCGCCACCCAGCUCUCCCGAGGACGAGACGGACGAGGAGAAAGGCCUCAGGCGGCUCUUUGAGCAGCUGGCCGGAUCGGACCGCGCCAUCUCCGUCAAGGAACUUCAGCAGCUGCUCAACGGCGUCCUCGGCAGCCGAAAGGAGAUCCAGUUCGAGGGCCUGAGCAUCCACACGUGCCACAGCAUCAUGAACCUGAUGGACGUGGACAACACCGGCAAGAUGGAGUUCCAGGAGUUCAAGGUCUUCUGGGAAAAGCUGAAGAAAUGGAUCAUGCUCUUCCUCUCCUUUGACACGGACCGCUCCGGCAAGAUGUCCUCCUACGAGCUCCGCAGCGCCCUCAAAGCAGCCGGCAUGCAACUGAACAAUCAGCUGCUGCAGCUGAUUGGCCUGAGGUUUGCCGACGAGAAGUACGACAUCGACUUUGACGACUAUCUCACCUGCAUCGUCCGCCUGGAGAACAUGUUCAGGGUUUUCCAGGCCAUGGAUGACCACAACAAGGGCAGGAUUAGAAUGAACAUGUUGCAGUUUCUGAUCUUGUCCAUGAACGUGUGAGGAGACGCCGUGCGCAAAACGGAAGCCAACAGAAGAACAAAAGAGUCGGAGACUGUCAUCACGUUCUCAUAAAAUGCAGACCUAUUGAUACAUCUUUUUUGUGUGUUUUAAAACUUCUCGGCAAAUAAUGUGAGACGUGGGUUUCGGAGAUUAAACCUGGUACGGAUUGGUACCAUUUGAUUUACUUUUCAUCAGUACAAUGAACCAAUAAAUUGUGACUAAAGCUGUGAAA